AGAAGAGAGAGGGGCAAACAAAAAGAAAAAGGGAAAGUGAAAAAAGUCGAUCAAAUUUCCUAAUCCAAACUACCCUUUACAGAUUCUCUCCCAUAGACAGGCAUCAAGAAAAGCACCUUCUUCUUCUUCCUGCUUUUCCUUUUCUGUUUACCUUCCAUUUUUACAUGGCAAAAUUAAAUUAAAAUAAAUAAAAAACAUGGGAUCAAAUUCAAAAAUUCCAUCAACAUAUCAAGAAAUGCAGAACAAAUUGAUCUAGGAGGAGGAAACCUACCUCUCAGAAUGGAAUCUAGCAUUGAAUGCAUAUCAACCGUUGAUAGCAUGAUGGAUGAAGAUGAGAUCUCUCACCCCCGUUCAUUUUCUUCUAUGUUUCCUUCUCCAAAGCCCAUUAUUCACAACAUUAAUCCAACCACCACAAGUGUUCAUGAACUUCUUGAAUGCCCUGUUUGCACCAAUUCUAUGUACCCUCCUAUCCAUCAGUGCCACAAUGGGCAUACCCUCUGCUCCACCUGUAAAAUUAGGGUUCAAAACAGAUGCCCAACUUGCAGACAAGAACUCGGAGACAUACGAUGUUUGGCGCUAGAAAAAGUGGCUGAAUCUCUCGAACUUCCUUGCAAGUUCAUUACAGUUGGAUGCCCUGAAAUAUUCCCUUAUUACAGCAAGUUGAAGCACGAGGCACUUUGCAAUUUCAGGCCUUACAACUGCCCGUAUGCUGGAUCGGAGUGCUCGAUUAUUGGGGAUAUUCCAUACCUAGUUUCUCACCUCAGAGAUGACCACAAAGUCGAUAUGCAUUCUGGUUGCACGUUUAAUCAUCGCUACGUUAAAUCCAACCCUCGAGAUGUAGAGAACGCCACCUGGAUGCUAACUGUGUUCCAUUGUUUUGGACAGUAUUUUUGUCUACAUUUCGAAGCAUUCCAACUAGGAAUGGCCCCAGUGUACAUGGCAUUUCUGCGAUUCAUGGGAGACGAAGCAGAUGCUCGGAACUACAGCUACAGUUUGGAAGUGGGUGGAAAUGGAAGGAAACUAACAUGGGAGGGGACCCCACGAAGCGUUAGAGACGGUCACAGAAAGGUUCGUGACAGUCACGAUGGA
Erythranthe guttata (spotted monkey flower) is the source of this 1089-nucleotide messenger RNA. Its product is annotated as E3 ubiquitin-protein ligase SINAT5. Gene Ontology annotation, biological process: ubiquitin-dependent protein catabolic process; multicellular organism development. The record is from RefSeq and is a predicted model, not a curated record. NCBI's taxonomy places the organism in Eukaryota, Viridiplantae, Streptophyta, Magnoliopsida, Lamiales, Phrymaceae. Gene Ontology annotation, molecular function: ubiquitin protein ligase activity; zinc ion binding; protein binding. Gene Ontology annotation, cellular component: cytoplasm.